AUGAUCGAGGAAGAGAUCAGCUACCUCCGGAAGCUGCGCCACCCGCGGUUGGUGUCUUUCCUGGGCUUCGCCAAAGAUGCGGGGCAGGUCAUCAUCGUCAUGGAGUUCAUGUCUGGCGGCUCCCUGUCCCACAUCCUCUUCACAAAGAAGGUGCCCCUCACGUUCGAGAGGAAAUGCUUCAUGGCGCAUCAGAUGGCCGAAGGCUUAGCCUUCCUCCACGACUUGAGUGUGGUUCACCGGGAUCUGAAAACUGCAAACGUGAUCUUGGAUGACGACUUGAAUUGCAAGAUCUGCGACUUCGGCCUGACGAUCACCCUGGAUCGCACGCACAUGACGGUCUGGGGCUUACAGGGGUCCCCACGCUACAUGGCCCCGGAGCAGCUUGAUGCCAGUGAGCACAAGCCGACCAAGAUCACCGAGAAAGUGGACAUCUGGCAGAUGGGCUGCGUUCUCAUGGAGCUGUACUGCGGCACCAUCCCCUUUGCCAACCUCAACAGCGUUGCCUCCAUCAUCUCUGAGCUUGUCGUGAAGCGCCGGGGCCCCUCUGUCCCGGAGAGGACGGAUCCACGGGCUCGCGUGCUGAUCGGCGCUUGCCUCCGACUGUCGCCCAAGGUGCGUCCAAGCGCGGACAUGAUCCUGGAGGCGAUCGGCGGCAUCUGCCCGGAGGCAUCCAGCAGCCAAGAGGCGUAG
Symbiodinium natans is the source of this 690-nucleotide messenger RNA. NCBI's taxonomy places the organism in Eukaryota, Dinophyceae, Suessiales, Symbiodiniaceae. The record is from the annotation of a GenBank genome assembly.